Molecule: messenger RNA, 1402 nt
Organism: Durotheca rogersii
Lineage: Eukaryota; Fungi; Ascomycota; Sordariomycetes; Xylariales; Xylariaceae
Product: kinase-like domain-containing protein
Exons: 1
Coding region: 332-1357 (341 amino acids)
Biological process (GO): protein phosphorylation
Molecular function (GO): ATP binding; protein serine/threonine kinase activity
Source: RefSeq, a predicted model, not a curated record
GUAUAUUUAACGCAUUUAUGAGUGUACAUGGUAAGACGGCGAUCAGCACCGCACCGCACUGCAAGUUCAUUGUGGCCUGGUUUUUUUUUGGCGUUGAAACCUCUCCUCGCAUUGUCACUUACGCCGCCCAAUCAUCCCCAGACAGCAUCGCAAGGAGGGUAGCUGGGGAGGUAUGACAACAGGGAGAGGCCUGAGUGGUGCCGAGUACGGGACCAGCGUGGCGCAACGCCUAGCAAGGGCCUCAAGGCAGGCCUACGCAUGUUCAGCCCCCGCCUACCUCUCGCUACCGCGACGCACCACUGGAUAGCUUGCCGCUCUGUGCCUGUAGGCGAUGCGGGAGACCAAAAAAAGACGGCCGAAUUCCUCCGCGUUAGCAACCUUGCAACAUAUCCUCCUCUUGGCUCCCCCUCUUUCGACACCCUCGCAGUGCACCCCCAAACCAACACCGCAUUUUCUGCUAUCCCGCGUCCAGAUGGCCUCGGGCAUGCGCGAAUGUGCCGCUUGCGGCCGUAUCCUCCCUCGGUCCUCCUACACGGCCAACCAGUACGCCAAAGGCGCCGGCCUGUCGCGCUGCGCCAGCUGCGUCCACGGGCACCACUCCGACGCCCCGUCGGCGGCACCGUCCGACAGCGGCAGAUACAAUAUCUCCUACUCCAGCACCGUCACCUAUGACGCGCUCGAGAACCCGUUCGCCCAGGGCGCCUUCCGCUGGGUGGCCAAGGGGACGUACACCGACGGUCCCCGCUACGGCGAGGCCUGCGUGGUGAAGUGGUUCAAGACCGGCGCCGUCUUCGAGGCCGAUUACUUCGCGCUCGAUAUCAAGGCCGUCAACAAGGCCCUCGAGCUCGCCAACCUGUUCAACGAGCUCCGCGUCGUCGACAAGUCCGUCAAGGUCAACGUCGCCGCCGUGUGGAAGUUCACGGACAACGUCGCCGCCGACUGGGCCGGCCGGAUGGUCCUGUGCGAGCCCUUCAUCCAGAACUACCAGAAGUUCAACAGCAACACCGGCUGGAACGACGACUCCAGGGUCUGGGGCGAGGUCAUGCAGGCCCUCAGCCACUUCAGCUACCACGUCACCGGCGGCCAGUUCGUCCUCUGCGACCUCCAGGGCGGCAUCUACCAGCGCGAGGUCGUCCUCUCCGACCCCGUCAUCCUGUCGCGCAGGCGCGACUACGGCGUCACCGACCUCGGCCCCGACGGCAUCAGCUCCUUCUUCAGCCACCACACCUGCAACCGCUUCUGCCGCCCGAACUGGGCUAAGCCUUGGAACCCCGUCGCCCGCUACGACCCCGUCCCGGGUACCACCAUGAUCAGAAACACUGUGCCCACGGCCUACAGUCGACCCCGCUUUCGCUGAUCACCGCGGCGGACGGCGAACGGAGCGGGGAGCGGGGAGUGGGGA